This is a messenger RNA of Cygnus olor (mute swan), 1051 nucleotides long. It is a transcript of the gene ARL8A, whose product is annotated as ADP ribosylation factor like GTPase 8A. Gene Ontology annotation, molecular function: GTP binding; GTPase activity. The coding region runs from base 219 to 779 and encodes 186 amino acids. The record is from RefSeq and is a predicted model, not a curated record. Gene Ontology annotation, cellular component: lysosomal membrane. Gene Ontology annotation, biological process: anterograde axonal transport; protein transport. The transcript is spliced from 7 exons. NCBI's taxonomy places the organism in Eukaryota, Metazoa, Chordata, Aves, Anseriformes, Anatidae.
GGCGGCGGGCGGCGGGCGGCGGCGGGGCGCGGGGACAAUACCGGGGCGGCGCGGCCCGGCCCGGUUCGGCGCGGAUCGGCUCGGUUCGACCCGGAUCGGAUCCGUUCUGCCCGGAUCGGUUCAGCCCGGCCCGGCUCAGCCCGGUUCAGCCCGGCCCGGCUCGGCUCGGCUCGGCUCGGUUCGGUUCGUCCCGGCUCGUCCCGGUACGGCCCGGCACCAUGCUGGCCCUCUUCAACAAGCUGCUGGACUGGUUCCGGGCGCUCUUCUGGAAGGAGGAGAUGGAGCUGACCCUGGUGGGGCUGCAGUACUCGGGCAAGACCACCUUCGUCAACGUCAUCGCGUCAGGCCAGUUCAACGAAGACAUGAUCCCGACCGUGGGCUUCAACAUGAGGAAGAUCACCAAGGGCAACGUUACCAUAAAGCUCUGGGACAUCGGCGGCCAGCCCCGCUUCCGCAGCAUGUGGGAGCGGUACUGCCGUGGAGUGAGUGCCAUCGUGUACAUGGUGGAUGCCGCCGACCAGGAGAAGAUAGAGGCCUCCAAGAACGAGCUUCACAACCUGCUGGACAAGCCGCAGCUCCAGGGCAUCCCGGUCCUAGUCCUGGGGAACAAGCGAGACCUCCCCGGUGCCUUGGAUGAGAAGGAGCUCAUCGAGAAGAUGAACCUUUCCGCCAUCCAGGACCGAGAGAUCUGCUGCUACUCCAUCUCCUGCAAAGAAAAGGACAACAUCGACAUCACCCUACAGUGGCUUAUUCAGCACUCGAAGUCCAGGAGAAGCUGAGAUCCCGCAGGCUGCAGCUCGGGUCGGGAAGAUGCCAUUGUACAAGCCCAUGCCCCCCCCCCCUUCCUUCUCCUGCUCUGUCCCUCCAGCUCUCUCUCUAGAUGGGUAUUUUUAGGGGACCCCAAACUCCGCUCGCAUUGAGGCGGAGCCCUUGUUUUUAUUGUAAAGAACAUGUCCGACUCUGCCCUCCUCUCCUCUCCUCUCUCUGUCUCUUCCUCCCGUUUUGGCACUGUUCUGUUGUUGUCUGUGUAUACAGUAUAUAUAUAUAUGUA